AUGUCUGACGUGAUGACCACAAACCAAGCUAACAUGCGCCUUGAGGCCGAAAACAAACUUGUAACGCCCUUGCGCAUUAAACAAUCAGAAAGGAGCACACACAGGAGUCGAUCAAGACAGAGACACGCCCCGCUCCCAACACGGGGCCGUAAAAGUUCAUCUUUAAAUGCAAAAUAUGGAGGGACAGAACCGUAUUAUGACAAAAAGAGGAGGAGCCGAUCCUUAGCCCCAUCACGCACGAAAUUGCCGCGAUAUUCGAAAGGCUACCACGCCCUGCUCGCGAUGGUCAAAGAUCUGAAAGACAUGAAGGAGAAGAAGCUGUCAGAACCCAGGUACGAGAUGCCAUCUGAGUCCGCCAAGUUGGCGGCUAGAGUUGAGGCGAAACGGAAGAGAGAAAAGCAAAGGAGAAGUCGAAGUUAUAGCAGAGGUAGAGGCAUUUAUUUUGAAGAAAAUGGUGAACAAAUACCCUACUACCGAUCAAGAUCCGUAGAACAGGGCAAACGAAACAGCACAACGUAUCGACCAGUGACGAACGAGGAUGACAUCAUCAAUAUUACGUAUACAGGUCGUGCAUCGCGCCCAACUUCAAGGGAAUCCUCUUACUCACGUUCUAGCAGACGUCGAAGAAAUUCGUUAGUACAGAAGAAAGUGGAAUCCGUUCGUCCGUCCGAUCGAACUUCGUACGAUUUUGGCGAUUUACAAGCUCGGAUUUAUCAAGAAAUUCAGAACACUUACGGCGCGCCGGAUAGUGACGCUAAGCAUAAACAGUUUUUCCUCACUCUCGCAGUCAUGCAAAAGGAACACAAUAAUUUGAAACGUCUUAAAUUGAGUAGCAGUGACAAGGCGCUGUUACAAAAGUCCUUCGACGAAAUGAAGACUUUGAAAAAAGAGACAAAUAGUAUUUUAGUAGAGUCGAAAAAGCGAACGUCGCCACAGAGUAGACCCUUAAGUAUUAAUUCUAAACUACAGUCUCUUAUGAAGAAAACACCGAAGGAGGACUAUUAUUUGCGAAGGGAGCGGUCGAAAGAAAGGUUGAGGCUGAAACCGCUGCGUAAUCAGAACUCAGUAUUGAAAAACGACUUUUAUGAUCGUCAAAGAUUGAAGGGCGAUUGGCGAUACAACGUUCAUCUUGAGCAGAGACAACGGCAAACAACAGAAUCCCAAAGGUUUCCGGUCCGUCAAGUAACAAAAGACUUCGGAAAGUCUCCAAUCUCGAGCGCCUUCGCGAACACAGAAAGUGGGGGAUCGGCGUAUAAACACCGGAACCUACACAAACCUCAUCAGUCCCAAGGCGUUCCCGUACAGUACAGGUAUCGGGACGCGAAGGAAUCGCUGCUCUACUCACACAGAUCCCGACCGCCGCCAUUGGUGAAUGAUUUGUCCCACAAACGUAGUGAGGGUGUCAUAAGUUACGAUGUCGCCUAUAGGCACAGAAUGCAUGGAUUCGCCAAGUGA
Messenger RNA from Mya arenaria, 1455 nucleotides. RefSeq lists its product as uncharacterized. The record is from RefSeq and is a predicted model, not a curated record. The transcript is spliced from 5 exons. NCBI's taxonomy places the organism in Eukaryota, Metazoa, Mollusca, Bivalvia, Myida, Myidae. The coding region runs from base 1 to 1455 and encodes 484 amino acids.